Messenger RNA from Sipha flava (yellow sugarcane aphid), 1836 nucleotides. RefSeq names its product aromatic-L-amino-acid decarboxylase-like. Gene Ontology annotation, molecular function: aromatic-L-amino-acid decarboxylase activity; pyridoxal phosphate binding. Gene Ontology annotation, biological process: catecholamine metabolic process; serotonin biosynthetic process; amino acid metabolic process. The record is from RefSeq and is a predicted model, not a curated record. The coding region runs from base 335 to 1765 and encodes 476 amino acids. NCBI's taxonomy places the organism in Eukaryota, Metazoa, Arthropoda, Insecta, Hemiptera, Aphididae. The transcript has 10 exons.
CGUUCGGCGUCGUAUAUCGCCGUCCGUCGCGCGCGCACACGCCAUUCCGAUAAGACCCACAUUUACUCUCUAGCGACUCCCCUACCCCGGCGGCGCGGGCACACGGCCACGCGCUACCCCGUCCACGGCCGAACCGACCAAAUCGUGUCGGCGGCCGUCGUCGUGCCGCUGCCCGGGAGCGCGUGUGUGCGGCGUUACGGGCCGGGCGCACUUGUAGCUUUGAACCCGCCAACCGCGUCACUUCUGCCCAAGUCGUAUUCGCGCGAUCAUUGUGUUCCACCGACGUAGCAGCACAGCACCACCACCACCACCACCCAAGUGUACAACGUAUAAGAUGGAGUUUAAACAAUUCAAAGAAUUUUCUUCGGAGAUGAUUGAUUAUGUCGGAAAUUACUUGGAAAACAUCCGAGAUCGGAAAGUAUUGUCAUCGGUAAAACCUGGUUAUUUAAGACCACAAUUGCCCGCAGAGGCACCCAAUGACCCGGAAAACUGGAAAGAUGUUAUGUUGGAUGUCGAAAAGUUGAUUAUGCCAGGAGUGACGCAUUGGCAUUCUCCUAGAUUCCAUGCUUACUUCCCCACUGCAAACAGCUACCCGGCUAUGGUCGCCGAUAUAUUGAGUGAUUCAAUUGCUUGCAUAGGAUUUUCAUGGAUAUCAAGUCCAGCAUGUACUGAACUAGAAGUGGUCAUGAUGGAUUGGCUAGCCAAAAUGAUUGGCCUACCAGAAAUUUUCCUAGCUUCUGCCGGCCAAGGAGGAGGUGGAGUUAUUCAGGGGACGGCCAGCGAGGCGACGUUGGUUGCGUUGCUAGGGGCCAAAGCGAGGGUGCUGCAGCAGCUGAAACAAGCGAACCCGACACUGGUGGACGCGGACAUCGUGCCCAAGCUGGUGGCGUAUUCGUCCGAGCUGUCCCACUCGUCCGUGGAACGGGCCGGUCUGCUGGGCGGCGUGCUGCUCCGCGCGCUGGCCACGGACGGCGAGCACAAGCUCCGCGGCGACACUCUGCGCGAGGCCAUCAUCAAGGACCGCGCGGACGGGCUCAUCCCGUUCUUCGUGGUGGCCACGUUGGGCACCACUAGCUGCUGUUCGUUCGACCGCCUGGACGAGAUCGCCGAGGUGGGUGUCGACGAGAACAUAUGGGUGCACGUGGACGCCGCGUACGCCGGAUCAGCGUUCGUUUGUCCGGAAUAUCGUCACUACACGAAAGGUGUCGAAUUGGUCGACUCGUUCAAUUUCAAUCCACACAAGUGGCUUCAAGUCACCUUCGAUUGUUCAGCAAUGUGGCUAAAAAAUCCAAACCACGUGAUAAAUGCCUUCAACGUAGAUCCGCUUUACUUAAAACACGAACUCGAAGGACAAAUGCCAGAUUACAGACAUUGGCAAAUUCCAUUGGGAAGACGUUUCCGAUCGCUAAAAAUGUGGUUUGUAUUUCGAUUAAUUGGUGUUGCAAACCUUCAAAAAUCUAUCAGGAAAGAUAUCAAUCUUGCUCUAGAUUUCGCCAAACGAGUGGAAGAAGAUCCAAACUUUGAACUGUUUAACGAAGUUACUAUGGGAUUGGUGUGCUUCAGAAUUAAGGGAUCCAAUGAACUCAAUGAAACGUUAUUGAAAGAGAUUAAUGAUCGAGGCAAAGUGUACAUGGUUCCUUCAAAGGUCAAAGGAACAUUUUUCUUGCGAAUGGCUAUUUGCUCUAGAUAUACACAAAUCGAAGACAUCAAUUUCACUUGGAACGAAGUGCAAGAAUCCGGCAAAGCUGUACUAAGUAAACAGUAAAAUAAGUUUACUUAGAGAGUUGACAAACAAUUUUAUUGUAAAAAUAAUAUUAAAACACCUAUUAUUCUCAA